UCGCUUACACAGUAUGGCCGGCGACAUUAGCUAGCGCUCGCUCAAACUCUCUCUAACGGGGAAGCAGCGGACUACAAGAGACUGGACUGUAUCUGCCUCUUUUUUUUUUUCCUACAGACUCUCGUUCAACUUUCAAACACACAAAAAAGCCGGGAAAAUUUUAUUAAUCCUUUUUUUUAAAAAAAGUUAAUAUAAAAUAUAGCAAAAAAAAAAAAAAACCACCUGAACUUUAGUAACACAGCUGGAACAAUCCGCGGCGGCGGCGGCGGGAGAAGAGAUUUAAUUUAGUUGAUUUUCUGUGGUUGUUGGUUGUUCGCUAAGUCUCACGGUGAUGGAAGCUGCACAUUUUUUCGAAGGGACCGAGAAGCUGCUGGAGGUUUGGUUCUCCCGGCAGCAACCCGACGCCAACCAAGGAUCUGGAGAUCUUCGUACCAUCCCAAGAUCUGAGUGGGACAUACUUUUGAAGGAUGUGCAAUGUUCAAUCAUAAGUGUGACAAAAACUGACAAGCAGGAAGCUUAUGUACUCAGUGAGAGUAGCAUGUUUGUCUCCAAGAGACGUUUCAUUUUGAAGACAUGUGGUACCACCCUCUUGCUGAAAGCACUGGUUCCCCUGUUGAAGCUUGCUCGGGAUUACAGUGGGUUUGACUCAAUUCAAAGCUUCUUUUAUUCUCGUAAGAAUUUCAUGAAGCCGUCUCACCAAGGGUACCCACACCGGAAUUUCCAGGAAGAAAUAGAGUUUCUUAAUGCGAUUUUCCCAAAUGGAGCAGCAUACUGUAUGGGUCGCAUGAAUUCUGACUGUUGGUACUUGUACACUCUGGAUUUCCCAGAGAGUCGCGUCAUCAGCCAGCCAGACCAAACCCUGGAGAUUCUGAUGAGUGAGCUAGACCCAGCAGUCAUGGACCAGUUCUACAUGAAAGAUGGUGUUACUGCAAAGGACGUCACUCGUGAGAGUGGAAUUCGUGACCUGAUACCAGGUUCUGUCAUUGAUGCCACACUGUUCAAUCCUUGUGGGUAUUCAAUGAAUGGAAUGAAAUCGGAUGGAACUUAUUGGACUAUUCACAUCACUCCAGAACCAGAAUUUUCGUAUGUUAGCUUUGAAACCAACUUAAGUCAGACCUCCUAUGAUGACCUGAUCCGGAAAGUUGUGGAAGUCUUCAAGCCAGGAAAAUUUGUGACCACCUUGUUUGUUAAUCAGAGUUCUAAAUGUCGCACAGUGCUUUCUUCGCCCCAGAAGAUUGAAGGUUUUAAGCGUCUUGAUUGCCAGAGCGCUAUGUUCAACGAUUACAAUUUCGUUUUUACCAGUUUUGCUAAGAAGCAGCAACAACAGCAGAGUUGAUUAAGAAAGAUGAAGAAAAAACGCAAAAAGAGAACACACAUAGAAGGUGGUGGCUGCUUUCUAGAUGUUGAUACUGGGGGCCACGCUUUCCAUAACCACCACCUUGUAGUUGCAGAAAGCCCUAGAUGUAAUGAUAGUGUAAUCAUUUUGAAUUGUAUGCAUUAUUAUAUCAAGGAGUUAGAUAUCUUGCAUGAAUGCUCUCUUCUGUGUUUAGGUAUUCUAUGCCACUCUUGCUGUGAAAUUGAAGUGCAUGUAGAAAAAUCCUUUGACUCUAUGAAACUUUACAACACUUGUGAAAACAAUUCGAUUUGGUUUCUGCGCAGCAUAAUAUUUCUGCAGGUAUCAUCCAAAAUUCCCCACAGACAAGGCUUUCGUCCUCAUUAGGUGUUGGCCUCAAUCCAACCAUCUGGGACUGUUCUACUGCUGCCAGGAUUUCACGUCCAGUUACCUCCACUUUCUAGAACGUAUUCUCUACUAAUGUUAUUGAAACCAAUUUCUACUUCAUACAGAUGUUUUUUGCAACAGCAAUUAAAGUUUUUCUUCACAAGUUGAUUCCUCUGAAAAUGAUUGCAGUUACUCAUUUUGUGUAUUUCUAUUUUAACAUAAUUGCUCCCUGCAUUUGUACUUUGAUUGAAUUUUUCCCUUACCAUGGUGUCUGCCCAAGUCCCCCAGAUAAAGCAAUACACUGUCACACUGUGGGUUUAUAUAUUACUCCAAUAACCAUUUGGGAAAGCACGGGUAGUCCCUGGGCUGAACUUUCUUUCUAAAGGCAUGAUUUUUAGUCUCCUUUUAGUUGGCAUGGAGUUUUUGGAAGAAUGCAAAGACAAACCUACCUAGUUUGAUUGGCAAGGAAGACCAUAGAAAAUUUUAGAUUGAAAUAAGGGUGUCCUGGCCCAACUAUGUGGAAAAUAUACUAUUUGGACAAAGGCUGUGCUGGGUUCAAUGAGUCAGUUUGGAUUAUUGACCAUAACAUUUGAUAGCAUAGUAUAAAGUUUCGUUCAAAGCAGAGUCAGUGUCUUGUCCAUCUCCCAGCUUAGAAGUUGUGUGACUUUGUAAAGGAUGUGAGUGUUCUAACUUCACAUGUGCCUCUACUACCUUUGACCAAGGAAAUCGCUGGAUCAAAUGAAUGACUGCUCACAACAAGAAUUGUGCCGCUUAUUCAGAAGUACUGCAAACCAGAAGACAUGAGUGAAAUACAAUGUAGAAUUCUGAAUGACUAGAAAUGUUUCCAAGAGUUGACAUCUUUUGGCUAUAUUUUCAAUUGCUGUGGAAUGCAAGCAACUGGCAGAACAGAAAUGUAGAGUAACUUUCCUUUUUAUCAUGUUCUCACAACAUUAUGUUAAGAUAAUUUCUGGACUGACACAGUGAUGUUUUGUUCCUUCCGUAUUUAUAAAUGAAGCACCUUUUUUUAGUGUUUCUAAGCAUAAGAUCUACUUGGUUUGAAAUCAAGUGGUUGGGACACUGUUUUGACUUCUAGUUGGAACACGUGUUGAUGGACAGUUUCCUUGAAGCUUUCAGUCAGUGGGAUCCAUUUGAUUCUGUAAUGAGUACAGCACCUAAAUAUUUUGAGUUGCUGUCUUGAGGACCAAUACUGAAAGUGGAUUUUGUUCUUGAACAGUAUCCCAGUAGAUUUAAUGAUGGUUGUUGGUUUGAGGUCUGAUUUUCUUUUUAAUACAUUUAAGAAUUCUGAUGUGGAAAUCUUGCACAAAUUUGUAUGGAACAAGGCGUACAGAAAUGAAAGCUGUAGAUUGAAUACUAAUCCAAUCUUAGUGUGAUAGAGGAGGAAACGUUUGGUGCCAUAAUUUCUCCCUUCAUUGGUGUUGGACUUCAAUUGAUUGAAAUGUAUUUCUGUACCACAAUUUAAGCUUCAAUAAAAAUUUGCUUGAUUAA
Molecule: messenger RNA, 3226 nt
Organism: Ochotona curzoniae (black-lipped pika)
Lineage: Eukaryota; Metazoa; Chordata; Mammalia; Lagomorpha; Ochotonidae
Gene: AMD1
Product: adenosylmethionine decarboxylase 1
Exons: 9
Coding region: 332-1336 (334 amino acids)
Biological process (GO): spermidine biosynthetic process; spermine biosynthetic process
Cellular component (GO): cytosol
Molecular function (GO): adenosylmethionine decarboxylase activity; putrescine binding
Source: RefSeq, a predicted model, not a curated record